CGCACGCAAGCGCGGCGGGAGCCCGAGCUGGAGCCGGAGGCCGGAGACGCGUCCCGGGCCGGGGCCGAGGAUUCGGGGCGCCGGCGGCUCGGCGGUUGUGCAAUGUGCACCCAGGAGGGUUUCCAGGCGCAGCGGAGCCGGCUUGUGGGACUGCUGAUCUCGGGGUCCCUGGAGGGCUUCGAGAACGUCCUGGACUGGCUGCUGUCCUGGGAAGUCCUCUCCUGGGAGGACUACGAGAGCCUCAGCCUGCUGGGCCAGCCCCUCUCUCUCUUGGCCAGGCGCCUUCUUGACACCGUCUGGAGCAAGGGUGCGUGGGGCGGUGAGCAGCUCAUUGCGGCCAUCCAGGAGGCCCAGGCUGACGGCAAGACCCCCGAGCUGUGUGGCCGCUGGGACCCCCACUCGCCUCAUCCGGCCCGUGAGCUGCAGAGCCACCGGCCAGCCAUCAUCAGGAGACUCUAUGGCCACGUGGAAGGCGUGCUGGGGCUCGCUCGGGAGCAGGGCUUCAUCAGCCAAUAUGAAUGCGAUGGAAUCCGGCUGCCGAUCUUCACAUCGUCCCAGCGGGCAAGAAGGCUCCUUGAUCUUGCCACGGUGAAGGCCAACGGAUUAGCUGCCUUUCUUCUCCAGAGUGCUCUGGAGUUACCAGUCCCGACAGCUCUGCCUUUUGAAGCUGCCACGUGUAAGAAGUACAUGUCCAAGCUGAGGACCACGGUGGCUGCUCAGUCUCGCUACCUGAGCACCUAUGACGGGGCCGAGAACCUUUGCCUGGAGGACGUCUACACGGAGAACAUCCUGGAGGCCCGGACGGAUGUCAGCGCAGCAGGCCCCCCGCAGGAGAGCCCUGCCGCCCUGGGCCUGGAGGAGCUCUUCACCACCCACGACCACCUCAACGACGCCGCGGACACUGUGCUGGUGGUGGGCGAGGCGGGCAGCGGCAAGAGCACGCUCCUGCAGCGGCUGCACUUCCUGUGGGCCGUGGGGCGCGACUUCCAGGAAUUCCUUUUUGUCUUCCCCUUCAGCUGCCGGCAGCUGCAGUGUCUGGCCAAACCGCUCUCCCUCUGGACGCUGCUCUUCGAACACUGCUGCUGGCCUGACGUCGGGCAGCAGGAGGUCUUCCGGUUCCUUCUUGACCACCCUGAGCGGGUCCUGUUAACCUUCGAUGGUUUUGACGAGUUCAGGUUCAGGUUCUCCGAUCACGAGCGCCACUGUUCCCCGACCGACCCCACUUCAGUCCAGAAUCUGCUCUUCAACCUUCUGCAGGGCAACCUGCUCAAGGAUGCCCGGAAAGUGCUGACAAGCCGUCCGGAGGCGGUGUCGGCGUUGCUCAGGAGGUACGUCCGCGCGGAGCUCAGCCUCAAGGGCUUCUCGGAGGAUGGCAUCGAGCUGUACAUGCGGAAGCAUCACCGGGAGCCUGGGGUGGCAGACUGCCUCCUGCGCCUGCUCAGAGCAACCUCCACCCUGCACGGUCUGUGCCAUCUUCCUGUCUUCUCGUGGAUCGUGUCCAAGUGCCACCGGGAACUGUUGCAGCACGGUGGGGGGUCCCUGAAGACCACCACGGACAUGUACCUCCUGAUCCUCCAGCACUUCCUGCUGCAUGCCUCCCCGCCGGACACAGCCUCCCAUGGGCUGGGACCCAGCUUCCUUCGAGGCAGGCUCCCCACCCUCCUGCGCCUCGGCUGCCUGGCUCUCCGGGGCCUGGGCACGUGCUGCUAUGUGUUCUCUGCCAAGCAGCUACAGGCGGCGCAGGUUGACCCAGAGGAUGUUUCUCUCGGCUUCCUGGUGCCUGUCAAAAGCCAGGGUGUGUCAGGGGCCUCGGCACCCCUGGAGUUCUUGCACAUCACUUUCCAGUGCUUUUUUGCCGCGUUCUACCUCGUGCUAAGUGCUGACAUGCCUCCAACCUCGCUCCGGCACCUCUUCGAUUGUCGAGGGCCGGGCAGCUCCCCGCUGGCCAGACUGCUGCCCAUGCUGUGCAUCCAGGGCUCUGAGUGCAAGGAGGGUGGCCUGGCCGCGUUGCUGCAGAAGGCUGAGCCGCACAACCUCCAGAUCACAGCGGCCUUCCUGGCCGGGCUGCUGUCCCGGGAGCACCGGGGCCUGCUGGCCGAGUGCCAGGCGUCUGGGAAGGCCCUGCUCCGGCGCCACGCCUGUGCCCGCUGGUGUCUGGCCCGCAGCCUCCGCCAGCACUUCCACUCCAUCCCGUCGGCCGUGCCAGGGGAGGCCAAGAGCCUGCACGCCAUGCCCCGCUUCCUCUGGCUCAUCCAGAGCCUGUACGAGAUGCAGGAGGAGCGACUGGCCCGGGAGGCCGUGCGAGGGCUGAGCGUGGGGCACCUGAAGUUGACCUUUUGCGGCGUGGGCCCCAUCGAGUGCGCUGCCCUGGCCUUUGUGCUGCGGCACCUGCGGCGGCCCGUGGCCCUGCAGCUGGACCACAACUCCGUGGGUGACAUUGGCGUGGAACAGCUGCUGCCUUGCCUCGGCGUCUGCAAGGCUCUUUACUUGCGUGAUAACAAUAUCUCAGACCGAGGCAUCUGUAAACUCAUCGAACACGCGCUCCCCUGUGAGCAGCUGCAGAAGUUAGCUCUGUUCAACAACAAAUUGACUGAUGACUGUGCACACUCCAUGGCCAAGCUCCUUGCGUGCAAGCGGAACUUCUUGGCACUGAGGCUGGGCAAUAACCGCAUCUCUGCAGUGGGAGCCGCGGUGCUGGCCGAGGGGCUCAGAAGCAAUUCCUCCCUCCAGUUCCUGGGGUUCUGGGGCAACAGGGUAGGUGACGAGGGGGCCCAGGCCUUGGCUGAAGCUUUGGGUAGUCAUCAGAGCUUGAAGUGGCUCAGCUUGGUGGGAAACAACAUUGGCAGCAUGGGUGCCCAAGCCCUAGCACUGAUGUUGGAAAGGAACGUGGUGCUGGAGGAACUCUGCCUGGAGGAGAACCAUCUCCAAGAUGAAGGUGUGGGUUCUCUGGCCGAAGGACUUAAGAGAAAUUCAAGCUUGAAAGUCCUGAAGCUGUCCAACAACUGCAUCACCUACCUUGGGGCAGAAGCCCUCCUGCAGGCCCUGGAAAGGAAUAAUACCAUCCUAGAAGUCUGGCUCCGAGGGAACGCUUUCUCUCCAGAGGAAGCAGAGGAGCUUAGUCACAGGGACACCAGACUCUUGCUUUGACGUCUCCAGGCCGCCAUCCAUCUCGGUUUGUGGAGGAGCAAACCCUGGGUUUGAGCCCUAAAGCUGGAUUCCUUGUGGCAGCAGCCGUGCAGACGGAGCUUGGCUGGAAGACAUUUUCUGGGAACACCAUGAGAGUCGCCUUUAUUCUGGCAGAGGAAGGAGCGUCAAUGUUCUCCAGAAUAGACUUUUCCCAAACCUUCUCUUGGCAUCAAGUUUUUCCCCAGAUUCGCUCCAUGGGGUUGAGAAGAGGGGGCAGCCCUCUUCCAUCACUGGGGGCCAGCCUCCUUUCAUAGUUCUGCCGUGGGCCGGGGGCCCGUGGUAAGUGGGUGCCUAUUGACAUGGAGACCUGAACCUCAUGAAGGCUACCCCAGCUCCUCCCAUGAGGAAGUAUCUUUGUGCCCUGUCUUGACUUGUGGGCCAUGCGUUUGAGUCAUUCCCCACCUCUGGUGCCUCCAACUUACUCUGGGCCCCAGCGCAUGGCACUUGCUCUGGUCAGGGAUUCAGAAUGCUGCAUUCUCAGCUUUGAUCGUUUUGCUUAUGCCCCUGCCAUUGUCCCCCCAGGGAAGGCAGGAAUAGAAUGUACCAAGCUCUCCCUCCUGCUGCCUAAGACAACGUUGGAAGGGGUACAGGAAAGCCCACAUUUGUUCCCCAAGAUAUUCGAGAUUUGCAAGAAGAAUAUGGCCACCCUACAGCUGGGGUUGCACAUGGAUUUCUAUUUCCAGGGAAAUCAAUUACUCUUCAGUUAAGCCUUUGGAAGUAGCUCCCCGUUCAAGUGCAGCUUUUUGAAAUUAAUCUGGGCUAGAAUUUUGAAUAGCCCCACUCGACCUCUGGCGGGUGCCUGUGAACUGAAUUCUGAUGACUGACUUCCAAAAUAUAAUCAUAAGAGAUGGCCUGGUUUUCUCUGUGCCAGAAUGCUUUAGGAUAUAUGAAUUGAAAGUUUACGGGGCAAAGCAGGCCCUGUCUGAAAUGUGCAUGUCUUUGGAGUUUUCAAAAUGAUGUACAUGGAAAACCUUUGUAAAUUGUCAGGUGCUCUGCAGAUAUUAUUUUAAGCAUUAUUAUUUGUGGAAAUGAGCUAGUAUUUAUGAAACACUUUGUUUUAUUCUCCAAAGUGUAUAUAUUGUUUCAGAAAACAUGGCCAUGAAGGUUAUGCUGUAAAUAAUCACAGAGGAGAAAACUGUCGAGUCACCAAAGCUUAUCUUUAUUGUGACCAAACAUUUAAAAAUGUCCCUGAAACUUGUCAAAUAUUAAAGCACAAUUCCUCCUUGAAGGGGGGAGAAUGA
Choloepus didactylus (southern two-toed sloth) is the source of this 4427-nucleotide messenger RNA. RefSeq names its product nucleotide binding oligomerization domain containing 2 (gene NOD2). The record is from RefSeq and is a predicted model, not a curated record. Bases 103 to 3147 code for a protein of 1014 amino acids. Gene Ontology annotation, molecular function: protein binding. Gene Ontology annotation, biological process: regulation of apoptotic process. Lineage: Eukaryota; Metazoa; Chordata; Mammalia; Pilosa; Megalonychidae. The transcript is spliced from 12 exons.